This is a messenger RNA of Tachysurus fulvidraco (yellow catfish), 2909 nucleotides long. RefSeq names its product nuclear RNA export factor 1a (gene nxf1a). Gene Ontology annotation, biological process: poly(A)+ mRNA export from nucleus. Lineage: Eukaryota; Metazoa; Chordata; Actinopteri; Siluriformes; Bagridae. Gene Ontology annotation, molecular function: RNA binding; protein binding. The coding region runs from base 208 to 2088 and encodes 626 amino acids. Gene Ontology annotation, cellular component: nucleus; cytoplasm. The record is from RefSeq and is a predicted model, not a curated record. The transcript has 21 exons.
ACCGCCUACCAGGAGGAGUGACGGAAACAAAGUUCCCCUGGAAACAAUGGCUUUCUGAGUUGUGUGCUGUGUUUUCCUGCAGUGACAGCUAAUAAAUGACGGCGUUGUUUGGACAGUUCUUUUUUGAGUAAAAUUACUGUGUGUUUUUAAUAUUUGAUCGUCAAAAACUGCAUCUUAUCAAGCUGGCGGUGUUUUUAAGUCUGGAUAAUGGCGGACUUUGGCCGCUACUACAAUGAGCAUGAUGACCGAGUGGGUGGCCCUCAUUUCCGUAACCGUCAUGGACCACCCAGGGGACGUGUGUACAAUGUACAUCAGAGACUGAGAGGGGGUCCCACAGGAGGCUUCAGCCCUGGUUCCUUGGGCAGGUUUGUGGAUGAAGAUGGAGAUGUCAACAUGAACAGUGGUCAGGGUGGAGCAUUCCAGCGGAGAUUCAACCCGUAUGGCUGGGGCAAUCGACGAGGGGAAUUCAGAAUUGCUCAAGACAGAAGAGGAGCCGGGAGAUCUAGGCCAGGAAGAGGAAGUCAAUUACAAGGCAACGCAGAAAGACAAGGAGGUCUACCAAUUUCUGGAAACUCCAAAAUGUGGUACAAAAUAACGAUCCCUUUUGGAAAGAAGUAUGAUAAGAGGUGGCUUUUGAGUUCUCUGCAGAAUCUCUGCCCCAUUCCUUUUACUCCAGUACAUUACUCCAUGGAGGGGCAGAAAGUGCAAUUCUACGUAGAAGAUGGCAAUAUUGCCAGCGCCCUGCACAAUAUCUCUCACAGGAUCAAAGAUAAUGAAGGAUAUAAGGUUGUUGUGAUCACAAACCCCUGUUCUCCACCAUCCUUCCUCCAGAAUGACUUGAAAGAACAGGACAUUCAGCACUUAAAGCAAUGCAUGUCCAAGCGCUUUGAUUCCUCAGAGCAGUUUCUUGACCUCAACAGCAUACGCACUGAUCAGGAUCUGAUUUCUCAGAACAUCAGUGUGAUUUUGAGUAGGAAGAACUGCAUGCAGGCUGUGAUGAAGAUCAUUAAAGAAAAUAUCCCACAACUGACUGCAUUAAACCUAAGCAAUAACAAGCUCUACAAGCUGGAUGACCUCACAGAGCUACUGAACAUCGCUCCCAACCUGAAGACUCUCAACCUGUCAAAUAACGAGCUGAAGUCUGAGCAGGAGCUUGACAAGCUGAAGAGCUUGAAGCUGACAGAGCUGUGGCUGGAUCGCAAUCCACUGUGUGAUCACUUUACAGACCAGGCAACAUAUAUCAGUGCUGUUUGUGGACGAUUCCCCAGGCUUCUUAAACUGGACGGUCACAGUCUUCCUGCACCCAUAGGUUUUGAUGUUGAAACCCGCACUGCAGUUCCUUCCUGUAAGGGCAGCUACUUUGUUUCAGGAGAAGUCAAGCAAUUUAUUCUGCAUUUUCUGAACCAAUUCUACAGCGUGUAUGACUCGGGAAACAGACAGCCUCUACUGAACGCAUAUCAUGAUGGGGCCUGCUUUUCCCUCAGCCUUCCCUUCACCAUACACAACCCCUCUAAGUCGAACUUGGGAGAAUAUCAUAAUCACAACCGCAACAUUAAGAGAAUCAAAGAUCCAGUGACGCGAUUCCGUGUUUUGAAACACACUCGACUGAACGUAGUUGCCUUCCUGAAUGAACUGCCCAAAACCCAGCAUGACUUAGCCUCUUUCACCGUGGAUGUAAACACAUGCACACAAACAUUACUGGUGUUUACGGUCAGUGGGGUAUUUAAGGACAUUGAUAUCAAGUCAAAAGAAUCUACUCGUGCCUUCUCCCGUGUCUUUGUCGCAGUUCCAGCCAUGAAUAAUGGGCUAUGUUUAGUCAAUGAUGAGCUCUUUGUGAGGAACGCUACCACUGAAGAGAUGCGCCAUGCAUUUGUCACACCUGCCCCAACCCCGUCCAGCAGCCCUGUGUCUACCCACUCUCCCUCCCAGCAGCAGGAGAUGAUCUCCACCUUCUCGCAGAAAUUUCAGAUGAAUCACGAAUGGUCCCAAAAGUGGCUACAGCAGAAUGAUUGGGACUUUAACCGAGCUGUUCAGCUCUUUAUAGAACUCAAGGCUCAGGGCUCCAUAUCAGAUGCGGCUUUCACAUAGAGAAGAUGGAUCACAAUUAGAUUAGAAAAUCAAAGUGCUAUGUAAAAAAAAGUAAAGUUGUUUUUUUAUUAUUAUGAUGUUUUAUUUAUUUAUCAUUGUUUGGAGAUUUCAGUGUUUCUUGGUGUUAUUACUACUCAGGCUGGACUGAAAAUUAAACAAUAACAGUACUUCUGUUAUUCUGUUAAUGUUGCGUUUUAAUUAUUUUAUUUAUGUUCAGGACAGCCCUUGUUAGAUACAGCAUUAAAACUGCAAUAAAAAGCUGUGGUUAUUGUUCAUUUGUUUGGAAGUGGUUGAUGGGAGUUUGCCAAAUUCUGUGCUGUUUUUUUAUUUUGUUUUGGUGUAACAAGGGAGAUUUAAAGAAAAGGUCAAUUGUGGCAUGGCAAAAUGUUCAUGGUGAUAUAACAUUGUUAUACAGAUUCACAUUACUUUUUUCUUCUUUCAAUGACUUUAUCUGUUGUGUAAAUACGGUUAAUACAUAUAGCAACAUUUGUUUGAUGGGAUGGUUUAUAGUAUUUUGUGUAUCUUUACCAGCUAGAUCAUACAGUUAUAUAUUGCUUUUAAUGCUCAAGCUGGCAUACAAGGAUAACUUGAAUGUUGAGAGACCCACUGAACCCACACAGGAUUAAAUCAGUUAACAAUGAAUGAUCUCAACAACAUUCGAGACCUCUUGAGCCUGCUUUUCUUUCAUUUUAUUUUAUUUAUCACUUAUAAAGAUAUUAGACCUCCCACAUCAUCUAAAUAUCAUUUUAAGCACAAAUGGUAUUUGAGUAUUGCUAUAAAACAAAAUGCACCAAAAUAAAAACAUGAUUAUUAACAAUCAA